GCUUCAUAAGGAACUUCCACUGCAGAACCAAGCAGAAGGGGAUUGAAGCAAGUAGCAGUCAUGUGGACAGUCCUUUCAGCAUUUUGCCUGAUUAUAUUCUGCAAGGCUGAGAAUGCUUGUCCAGAAGUAACGGUUUCAGGACUUGGAGAUGUUGACAAAAUGACCAUCCUUCGAGGCUGUGUUAACAUUAACGGAAAUCCAGGGCAGAAAGGGGAAACAGGUCCCCCUGGGGAGAAAGGUGAAGUUGGAUCCAGAGGAUUACCUGGAAAAGCUGGUCCACCUGGACAGAAAGGAGAGAAAGGAGAUGCAAGCACACAGGAUCAUUUAUACGCCCCUCGGAACUGUAAGGAACUGUUGGAUCAAGGAACAUUUCUGAGUGGCUGGUAUAACAUUUAUCCUGAUGGCAUACAGCCACUUACAGUACUGUGUGACAUGGACACUGAUGGAGGUGGAUGGAUUGUGUUCCAAAGACGAUGGGAUGGAACUGUGGAUUUUUUCAGAGGAUGGGAAUCCUAUAAAAAAGGUUUCGGAAGUCAGUUGACUGAAUUUUGGUUGGGAAAUGAUAUUCUUCAUAGAUUGACUUCAACAGGAUCCUUUGAGCUCCGAGUUGAUCUCACCGAUUUUGACAACAAGCAUAGUUAUGCCACUUAUGGUUCAUUCUCAAUCUCAGGAGAGCUUGAGAAGUACAAGCUGAGUAUUGGUAGUUAUUCUGGAGGCACUGCAGGAGACUCUCUUGGUUACCACAACAACCGUGCUUUUAUGACAAGAGACCGAGAUAUGGAUGUCAACAGCGCUAACUGCGCCACAAAGUUUAAAGGGGCCUGGUGGUAUGGCAGCUGUCACAAUUCCAAUCUGAAUGGACUAUAUCUGAGGGGCACAUAUACAAGCUAUGCGGAUGGUGUUAUAUGGGAAACUGGCAAAGGAGAUUACUAUUCUUAUAAAAUAAGUGAAAUGAAGUUCCGUCCUGUUACGGCAGUUUAAAAAUUACCUUAACCAUUACCAUACAAUUAGAGGUCAUUAAUUAUCUUGCUAUUUUUCAUUAAAAGCUUGUUGGUUGAAAACCAUAAUGCCAAAAUAGCCAAGUUUAGAAAAAAGCCUAGACAUCUUGCAUAAUCUCUUCAAUCCCAACAGAUUGUUAAAAAAAUAAAAAUAAAAACAAUAAAACAUUUCUCUGCCAGGGCUUUACUCUUCCAUUCUACCUCUCUCCAUCUCUGCAGAGAGACUGUAAAUUAUGUCAUUUACUUAAUUCCUUGCAUAUUAUAAGAACUUUUCUAAGCCAAACUGCAUGGUUAUAUGAUAGUUCACAUGAAUGAUAGCUAUCUUAGGCAAUCACCAAGGAACUGUACACUUUAGGGUGGCAAGUCACAGCUUUGUAAAUAACAUUUUCCGAUGUUCUAGGUGUAAUGUAAAACAUGCAAAUUAGUUUGUCAGAAUGAAUUUGUAAAAUU
Molecule: messenger RNA, 1448 nt
Organism: Pelobates fuscus (common spadefoot toad)
Lineage: Eukaryota; Metazoa; Chordata; Amphibia; Anura; Pelobatidae
Product: ficolin-1-like
Exons: 8
Coding region: 61-981 (306 amino acids)
Biological process (GO): complement activation, lectin pathway
Molecular function (GO): antigen binding; signaling receptor binding; carbohydrate derivative binding
Source: RefSeq, a predicted model, not a curated record